This is a messenger RNA of Penicillium subrubescens, 399 nucleotides long. RefSeq lists its product as uncharacterized. The coding region runs from base 1 to 399 and encodes 132 amino acids. Lineage: Eukaryota; Fungi; Ascomycota; Eurotiomycetes; Eurotiales; Aspergillaceae. The transcript has a single exon. The record is from RefSeq and is a predicted model, not a curated record.
AUGACGACCGAGCUUGAUGCGAUGCUCCGCCAACAGGGCGCAGUUCAAACGAGUUGCGCAUUCCGGAUCUCAUUAGAGCACCUUCACAAUGAGCGGAUCACAAAGGAAAAGUGGCGAUUGCUACUCCCUACCGUGGAAGUCCAGCAGUUUCAUAAAGCCUUGCACAUCUUCUUCACCAUAGCCCAAAUGGCGGAGCACAGUCACCAGCGUCUACACGAUAUCGGCAACCCAAGUCUACGGAUACUCAACCUCGGAAGAAUACCAACCAUGCGGCCGAACGGGCGUCAGAGGAGCCCGCUGAUCUGCCUAACCAAGUGUGGUCUCGUGAAUGGCUCGUUUGCCACAAUUCGAGAUAUCUAUCCUUUUACCACAGCCCACCGCGCCAAGCACUCCCAGUAG